UUCUUCCGUUCUUUGUGGCUUCCUGUUGGAGAUUCAGGAUUGUGCUUGUCGUUGUUGGUUUUUUUCGCAGUGAAAACGCAAGUUGCAUUAAAGCAUUUUAUAAUUAGCAUAGUUUCAAAAUUGUCUUUGAUCAUUUAAAUAAAAAUUCGUGAGCAAAAUCUCCGAGGGAAGGAAAGCUAUUUCUUAAUUUGAUCAAAUAAUAUCAGCUAAUUUCCAAAGAUGCCGAAUAUUAAAUUGCAAAGCUCUGACGGCGAGGUCUUCGAAGUGGACGUUGAAAUCGCAAAAUGUUCAGUUACAAUUAAAACCAUGUUGGAGGAUUUGGGAAUGGACGAGGACGAAGAGGAAGUUGUUCCCCUGCCAAAUGUUAAUUCUGCAAUUCUAAGGAAAGUCAUUCAAUGGGCCACUUAUCACAAGGACGAUCCUCCUCCUCUCGAGGAUGAUGAGAACAAAGAAAAACGAACAGAUGAUAUUAGUUCGUGGGACGCAGAUUUUCUAAAAGUUGAUCAAGGAACACUUUUCGAACUAAUUUUAGCUGCAAAUUAUUUAGAUAUAAAAGGUUUGCUUGACGUCACAUGCAAAACAGUUGCCAACAUGAUUAAAGGCAAGACGCCCGAUGAAAUUCGUAAAACUUUCAACAUUAAAAAUGAUUUCUCAUCUUCAGAAGAAGAGCAAGUUCGCAAAGAGAAUGAAUGGUGUGAGGAGAAGUAAAUUCUUUCCUACUGUCACAGUCAGAAAGGUUAUUUAUUUAAGUUUCUUGCUUUUUUUCCCCCUUUUAUUCUAUUUCAACACUUUUUUUUUAUUUUCUCUUUAGAUUUUGAAUUUAUUUUCAAUGAUUGUAAAACAAGAAAGAAGAAUAACACUUGUAAAUUCUUUGUAACUUUCUGUCGAUUUGAUAAAAAAAAAAUUAUUUCUGGAAUUUAAUAUUCCCGUCCCACACUUUUUGUGCAUUGUUUCGCUUUCUAUAUUACACGUUUUACUUUAAAAGUAAACUAAAUGUUUUUAUGGUAAACAAACAGGAUGAGUGGACCAGUUUAAUGUUUAUUAGCUUAAAUGUACGUUCUAGCGAUUCACUUAAAAAAAAAAAAAAGAAAACAUUUUUAAUAUUAUAAUAUCGAGUGUUUAAAAAGUAAUAUAUAAGUAGAGGAAAAUAGUUGUAAUAAACAGCGAUGAAAAAUAACGGAAAAUAUAUCCUCUGGUACACUCUACCUAUUUGCUUUUGAGUUAAAGACUUUAAUUUUUAUUGUCAAUAUUUAAGAAUAUUUUAUCAUUAUAUAAUAUAACUCUUGGUAAAUAUAAGAAAUUUACGUUUAAAAAUAUUGUCUUGUAAACAUAUUCGAUUAAAAUGCUCGGCGAAUUAUGAAUGUGCGGUAAUUCUAAGAUGCUGAUGUUACUCAAAGAGCAGUCGAAUGAAAAUUUAAAUUAGUUCGAGGAUUAAAAUAAAUAAUACUAAUACAUUGUAAA
Molecule: messenger RNA, 1461 nt
Organism: Leptopilina heterotoma
Lineage: Eukaryota; Metazoa; Arthropoda; Insecta; Hymenoptera; Figitidae
Gene: SkpA
Product: S-phase kinase-associated protein 1
Exons: 3
Coding region: 220-708 (162 amino acids)
Biological process (GO): SCF-dependent proteasomal ubiquitin-dependent protein catabolic process
Cellular component (GO): cytoplasm; nucleus
Molecular function (GO): cullin family protein binding
Source: RefSeq, a predicted model, not a curated record